Messenger RNA from Mesocricetus auratus (golden hamster), 845 nucleotides. RefSeq lists its product as uncharacterized. The coding region runs from base 1 to 801 and encodes 266 amino acids. The transcript is spliced from 3 exons. The record is from RefSeq and is a predicted model, not a curated record. Lineage: Eukaryota; Metazoa; Chordata; Mammalia; Rodentia; Cricetidae.
AUGCUAAAUGUGCAGCCCCAGGGCUCCCUGCCUAACAGUAAUAACAUCUUGUGUUUGUGGCCUUUUCAAGCUCACAGUGCCUCCAACAGCCCGACCAACUUCACAGUCAAAACAACCCUUCUCAGGUCUCAGUCCAGAAGGGAACACGGGCUUAAGGGACUUGUCUGCCUGCUACUCAUAAAAGCACUUUUUGGGUGUGAAAGUUUGUAUCCCCCAGAGGGAGUACAUCGGUUGGUAACGUGCUUGCUAUGCAAGCCUGAAUACCCCAGAAGCCACUGGAAAGGUGGAGGGGUGGUGGAGGCAGUCUUAGCCCGUCACCCUUCGGCUGAGGAGGCAAAGGCCGAGAGGACAGAGGAAGCGAAGAGGCCACCUCUACUCCAGCAGCCUCGUCCACUCUGCUCACCUUGCUGCCGGGUCAGCGCUGGACCCAGCCGUGGUGGGGCUCCUCCCCUCCCCCUCAGCAGACAGCUGGAGACCACCCGCCUGGGCUGCACUCUUCUCCCGCCACAGACCUCUUCAGGCCCACAGCUGGGCCUUGGGUUGACCUACCCUAGCACCUACCCCAUCUGGGUCCUGCUGGAGCUCACAAAGGGACCAGUCCUGCAGAAUGAUACCCACAAGAUCUCCAAGACACAGAUACUUCAGAAGAGCUCUGGUGAGGAUCCAGUGAGGAUGAUGUACCAAAAACCAGAGGCUGUGAACCAGACCAAUGAUUCAUUGCAAUGGACAGCUGCCAGUCACGCUGAUGGCUCAAAAGGUAAACCAUAUGACACACCGAAGCCUCCAGUGCCAUCAGGAUAGAUAAAGAGGUGACAGAGAGACAGGAGAGAAGGAGAAGCAGAGAC